Messenger RNA from Ilyonectria robusta, 804 nucleotides. RefSeq names its product chaperonin 10-like protein. The coding region runs from base 1 to 804 and encodes 267 amino acids. The transcript is spliced from 3 exons. The record is from RefSeq and is a predicted model, not a curated record. Gene Ontology annotation, biological process: cellular response to oxidative stress. Lineage: Eukaryota; Fungi; Ascomycota; Sordariomycetes; Hypocreales; Nectriaceae. Gene Ontology annotation, molecular function: quinone reductase (NADPH) activity. Gene Ontology annotation, cellular component: cytoplasm.
AUGCCGAAGGUAGCGAGGUUCCAUCAGCUGGGCGGGCCAGAGGUCCUGCAAAUCGACGAGAUUGCGUUCGAGGACCCGGCAGCCGGUGAACUGCUGUUGAAGGUCAGCGCCAUUGGGAUAAACCGUAUGGAAAUUUUCUUCCGCUCAGGUGGCUUCGGCCAGCCCAAGACUUUCCCUGCCGUUCUAGGAUCGGAAUGUGCUGGGGCGGUUCUAGCAAUCGGUCAAGGCGUAACUGGGUUUGCGAUUGGGGAUCGCGUGGCGACCAUCCCUGGGUUUACAACCGUUCCGGGUUUCUCCACCGAGGCUUAUGUGCCAGCGGAGAUAACGGUAAAGCUGCCUGACGGCAUAUCAUUCUUAAAAGUAGUAGUAUUAAAGUCGCUAGGUAUUGAAUAUAUUAUUAUAACAGACAAGCAGGAUAUUACAACAGAAGUAGCUCGCAUAACUGGGGGUGUCGGUUGCCGCGUGAUCUACAACCCGGUUGCUGGGAAAGGCAUCAGCAAACUACUUAAUAUACUUGCAGUAGAUAGAGUGAUUCUUAUCUACGGCAUUCUAGACCUAGCUCCGGCCUCGAUUGACCCGGUAAAGGGAUUGGCGAAGUUUGCAACGAUUAAGUUUACAGCAGUAUUUAGGAUGCUAUUGAAUCCGGAGAAGCGUGCGAUGAUAACGGAGUUCGUGCUCAAGGGUGUUGCCGACGGCGUGCUGAAGCCUAUUAUUGACAAGAAGUUUUCAUUUAAGGAUAUUGCUGAGGCACAUCGCUAUGUUGAGAGUAAUCAGCAUGUGGGGAAGGUUGUUGUCACAGUUUAA